Molecule: messenger RNA, 6624 nt
Organism: Pan troglodytes (chimpanzee)
Lineage: Eukaryota; Metazoa; Chordata; Mammalia; Primates; Hominidae
Gene: SLCO3A1
Product: solute carrier organic anion transporter family member 3A1
Exons: 10
Coding region: 1889-3853 (654 amino acids)
Biological process (GO): sodium-independent organic anion transport; transmembrane transport; prostaglandin transport
Cellular component (GO): basolateral plasma membrane
Molecular function (GO): protein binding
Source: RefSeq, a predicted model, not a curated record
UUGCCCGGCUGCCCUCGUCUUUGCCUUGCCAUCGGAGCCUCAUGAAAAUAAAUAGUUGGCUUGUCAGGGUUGACUGACUCAGCUGGCUAUGGGCUUUGCUCUUCUGGGCCACUUCAGAGUUUUCUCUUCAUCUGUUAUUUGGGAGAUGGGGAAAAAAAGUUUGCUCCUUCAGCCAUGCGAGACUUCUCUGUGGAUAAUUGGAGAAUGAAAUAUUGCAGGCUGUUUGCAGGAAAGGCACAUUUCUUCCUUUUAAUUCAUCAUGGCUUUCUUAGGAAACCUGAGACCUUGUGUCUGUAGGGGACCACAGGGCAGGGUCCACGUGCUAAGUGUGCGUUAGACGUGAUCCUUACCUUGGCAAUCAGCCUGCCUCUCUAAUGAGGCAUUUCCAGAUACUUGAGGAAGGACUUGCCUUGGGACAGUGCCAGUAAUGCUCCCUUUCACAGAGAGGAGGGUGGUUACAAAUUCUAUGCCAACGACGUUAUUUCCUAUUAGAUUCCCAGAGUCCACCUUCUUAUUUCAUCUCCCCAGGUGCCUUAAAAUACUGCAGUUUCAUUUCCUUAUUUUUUUCUGAAAAGACAAAUUUCUCAGUGUCCUGAAUGACACUAGUGUAGGCUUCCCAACUGCAGAACUGAAGCAGAAGGUUGCCUGUGAUUUAAGAAGCAACUUUGAGAAGGAGGACUCGUGUGUGUCUGUGUGUCUGUGUGUGUGUGAGAGAGAGAGAGAGAGAAAAUGUGUGUGUGUGUCUGUGUGUGUGUAUGUAUGCAUGUGUUUGUUUUCCACCAAGAACCUGCCCAGGGAGGAAACUCAAAGGAAAACUGUAUUGUAUAUAAGGCCAUCAAUUGUUAGGCUAGGCUGGGGGCCUGCAACUUUUGCCUUGGUGUCAGGGAGUACAAAAAGACACUGAUCCUGAAAGCCAGACUCAGUGAUCUAGAUAAAGUAACCCAGGUGCAACCUGGGCCAACUGUGGAUUCUGAAAUCUAUUACGGCUACAAACAUCUUAACUGGAAACCAUGCUUCAGAUAAGCCAAUAGUCACAGGGAUGUUCCAUCAUAGUCACCUAAACCUCCUGACUGGCUAUGACAUAAUUUUUGCAGCGUAAGAGGAGAGGCCUGCUCGGUUUGAUAGUCAUUUUGUAUGGAACGGAGAAUGCAAUUUAAUUUUCUUCUACUUGGGUUUUGGCUUCGAGUGGCUCCAGUCCUGUUUGCAAGGAUGUAACAUGUGCUUAAGUCUGGGACUGGUUGGAGAAGAUGCAGGCAUAUGAGAACUGCAUGGGGAGAAAGUCAUUUUGUGUGUGCUUAUUGGUGUUUUGCAGAGACCCCCUAAAAUGUUUUAAGCCACUCGCUGAGGGUAGCCCUGCAUAUAGAGGUUUCUGUGUGGUAUCAAAUUACUGAGGACUGGAGUAGAUAAGGGUGUGUACAGGAAAUUAAAACCUCUGACACCUCUAGACGAUUAGUUUGAGGCAUACAUACAAAUACAUUUGAAUUUCCUCAGGUUGAAAACUGAAAAAAGGCCAGUCUAGUUUCCUGGGUGGGGCACAAAGGGAGUUCCUGUGAACAAGGGGUAGAUAUUUCCCUCUUUAGAGUUAUAGAAAAAUAAGUUUGAGGUUAUGGUAACAAAAUAAUGACAUAGAUGACUGAGUGUGGUUAAUGAGGCUCUAUCUCACUGCUUUGUAGUCACACUUUUUCUUUCAGCCUGAGAAUAGUCAAGUGGGCUUGCAAUUAAUGGGCGAGGCGAAACUGCUAGAUUUGUUACUCCUUUUUUUUUUCUAAAGAAACAUCAUUUCGAAGAUGAGUUUUUGCAUAUUCAAUCCAGAAGCAGACAGCUGAGGAAACUGUCUGUUGACAUUUUCAACAGAGAGAGACGUUUUUAAAGUCCUUGUCAAAUUACUAUGAUGACUAAGGUGAGCGUCCUGACCACCCUGGAGCGUAGGUUCAACCUGCAGAGCGCUGACGUGGGUGUGAUCGCUAGCAGCUUCGAGAUCGGGAACCUGGCGCUCAUUCUCUUCGUGAGCUACUUCGGGGCACGCGGGCACCGGCCGCGCCUGAUCGGCUGCGGCGGGAUCGUCAUGGCGCUGGGCGCGCUGCUGUCGGCGCUGCCCGAGUUCCUGACCCACCAGUACAAGUACGAGGCGGGCGAGAUCCGCUGGGGCGCCGAGGGCCGCGACGUCUGCGCAGCCAACGGCUCGGGCGGCGACGAGGGGCCCGACCCCGACCUCAUCUGCCGCAACCGGACGGCUACCAACAUGAUGUACUUGCUGCUCAUUGGGGCCCAGGUGCUCCUGGGCAUCGGUGCUACCCCUGUGCAGCCCCUGGGCGUCUCCUACAUCGACGACCACGUGCGGAGAAAGGACUCCUCUCUCUAUAUAGGAAUCCUGUUCACGAUGCUGGUAUUCGGACCAGCCUGCGGGUUUAUCCUGGGCUCUUUCUGUACCAAAAUCUACGUGGAUGCGGUCUUCAUUGACACAAGUAACCUGGACAUCACUCCGGACGACCCCCGCUGGAUCGGAGCCUGGUGGGGUGGCUUUCUGCUCUGCGGUGCCUUACUCUUCUUCUCUUCCCUCUUGAUGUUUGGGUUUCCACAGUCCCUGCCCCCGCACUCAGACCCCGCCAUGGAAAGCGAGCAGGCCAUGCUCUCCGAAAGAGAAUACGAGAGACCCAAGCCCAGCAACGGGGUCCUGAGGCACCCCCUGGAGCCAGACAGCAGUGCCUCCUGUUUCCAGCAGCUGAGAGUGAUCCCGAAGGUCACCAAGCACCUGCUCUCAAACCCUGUGUUCACCUGCAUCAUCCUGGCCGCCUGCAUGGAGAUUGCAGUGGUGGCUGGCUUUGCUGCCUUUUUGGGGAAGUACCUGGAGCAGCAGUUUAACCUCACCACCUCUUCUGCCAACCAGCUGCUUGGGAUGACUGCGAUCCCGUGUGCUUGUCUGGGUAUCUUCCUGGGAGGUCUUUUGGUGAAGAAGCUCAGCCUGUCUGCCCUGGGGGCCAUUCGGAUGGCUAUGCUCGUCAACCUGGUGUCCACUGCUUGCUACGUCUCCUUCCUCUUCCUGGGCUGCGACACUGGCCCUGUGGCUGGGGUUACUGUUCCCUAUGGAAACAGCACAGCACCUGGCUCAGCCCUGGACCCCUACUCGCCCUGCAAUAAUAACUGUGAAUGCCAAACCGAUUCCUUCACUCCAGUGUGUGGGGCAGAUGGCAUCACCUACCUGUCUGCCUGCUUUGCUGGCUGCAACAGCACGAAUCUCACGGGCUGUGCGUGCCUCACCACCGUCCCUGCUGAGAACGCAACCGUGGUUCCUGGAAAAUGCCCCAGUCCUGGGUGCCAAGAGGCCUUCCUCACCUUCCUCUGUGUGAUGUGUAUCUGCAGCCUGAUCGGUGCCAUGGCACAGACACCCUCAGUCAUCAUCCUCAUCAGGACAGUCAGCCCUGAACUCAAGUCUUACGCUUUGGGAGUUCUUUUUCUCCUCCUUCGUUUGUUGGGCUUCAUCCCUCCACCCCUCAUCUUCGGGGCUGGCAUCGACUCCACCUGCCUGUUCUGGAGCACGUUCUGUGGGGAGCAAGGCGCCUGCGUCCUCUACGACAAUGUGGUCUACCGAUACCUGUAUGUCAGCAUCGCCAUCGCGCUCAAAUCCUUCGCCUUCAUCCUGUACACCACCACGUGGCAGUGCCUGAGGAAAAACUAUAAACGCUACAUCAAAAACCACGAGGGCGGGCUGAGCACCAGUGAGUUCUUUGCCUCUACUCUGACCCUAGACAACCUGGGGAGGGACCCUGUGCCCGCAAACCAGACACAUAGGACAAAGUUUAUCUAUAACCUGGAAGACCAUGAGUGGUGUGAAAACAUGGAGUCCGUUUUAUAGUGACUAAAGGAGGGCUGAACUCUGUAUUAGUAAUCCAAGGGUCAUUUUUUUCUUAAAAAAAGAAAAAAAGGUUUCCAAAAAAAACCAAAACUCAGUACACACACAGAGGCACAGAUGCACACACGCGCAGACAGACACACCGACUUUGUCCUUUUUCUCAGCAUCAGAGCCAGACAGGAUUCAGAAUAAGGAGAGAAUGACAUCGUGCGGCGGGGUCCUGGAGGCCACUCGCGCGGCUGGGCCACAGAGUCUACUUUGAAGGCACCUCAUGGUUUUCAGGAUGCUGACAGCUGCAAGCAACAGGCACUGCCAAAUUCAGGGAACAGUGGUGGCCAGCUUGGAGGAUGGACAUUUCUGGAUAUACAUACACAUACAAAACAGAAAACAUUUUUUAAAAGAAGUUUACUAAAAUAAAAAAAAUAAAACAAAUAAAAAACCACAAGUUGAAAACAUUGCCAGAUUAAGCACUAGUGACACACCCCGUGCCACCCUCUUCCUCCAGGUGGGGGUGGGGGUGGGCGCACAAGUCGGAGGGGUGGAAGCACCACUCCUCUCUCUGACUUUCGCAAUAUGGGUCACUGUGUAGACGACUCACCCAGUCUGCAUGUGGUUCAAGGCCCCAGAGUUCUCUCAGUGAUGCUAAUGGGUGAUCCGUGCUGGAGUUUGUAAUUGGCACCUCUCACCAGCUCCAUUUCCAUGUUCAAGACUGAGGGCCUGAGGGGGAGCCAGGUGGGGGGCCAGCACCUCCCAGUGGCGGGCAUCCACCUUCCCCCAGCCCCACAGAGUGACCUCAGGAAGCAGUAGGCCUCGCCUGGCUAUGACUGACCCGGCUCAGAGCUGGUGAGACCCAACGCAGUCCAAGUCAUUUGCUUACAUUUGCCAAAAACAUUUUGCCAUUUUUAAAAGAAAAAAAUACAAUCCAUAUGAAUUUCAAACUGUUGUAUGUAUAAUCCUCUAAUACUAUUUUUAACUACUUCUAAAAUCUGUGUUAACCCUUCAAGUCACUAACACAGUUCUCUAGGCCGGAUUUAUUAUGCUGGUUGCUUUUACUUUUUUUCUCCUUUUUUAAUGCACCAAAAAUAUGUGAUACAAGGGAUGCAAUUAACCUAUUGUAAUUUUCAUCAUUUUAUCCUCAUUCGAAUAUUCUACAAAAACAAGAAUAUACAAUGUGUUACAAGAAGAAAAAAAAUGCUUCAAAAAGAGAGUGUAUAUGCAGCCUGCCUUUAAAAGAAUCACAUUUGAGACAACAGGGGAUAAUGUGAUGAAUUGCAAAUUUGCCUUUUAGCUUCCUUCCCCAUGAUUCAGUGAUCACUGUCACGGGAAACCCUUUUAUAUUCAUGCUUGACAUUCCAAGAGGCGUUCUUUUCAGCCUGUGGAGGAGACACUCUUAGAUGUGGGUUUGUGUGUAUGGGUGCAACACUUCCGGGGAUAGGAAAGAAGAACAGUUCCCUAACACAAGCUGUUAAGAAGUCUGUAGCAUCUCUGAUAACGAAUAGACCCACAAGCUCCUGGAAGCUGUCGUGUGUCCAAUGCGUGAAAAUGUCCGUGACAUUUUCAGUGUUAGUCUUGAACUAAGGCCCUUGUCUGUGUGUUUUGAAGGUGGGUGAACCUCAGAGAAUGAACCUGUUAUGAUUUGGGGUAAGAAUCACGUUGGAAAACCUCUCGCAACCAGCACACUAGGCCUUCUACGGCCAUUUCCGUAAGGGGACAGAGCUUAGGUAAAGGUACACACUCCUUAUACACACACAACAAAGGGCCCUGCUAACUUACUCCUCAUGCUGCUUCAGUGACCUUUGUUCAUGUCACAUUCCUGGCGCUGGAAAAAAAACUCAAAGGUUGAUUGGUUUGCUUUUUCACCUUGGACACAUUUGCAUUUUACCCACAAGGCAAACAAAAGAAUCAGGAAGUAAAAAAUGGUUGGGAGUGGGACAGGUAUGGUACCGAAUUUUUAAUGAACAUUGUAAAUGAAGAGGCUUGAAUGACAGCCCAAAUCUAGAGAAGGCACUCAGCAAGACCAACCAAAAGAAAAGCUGUGUCGUGGUAUGGGGCCACCGUGAUCAGCUACCUGGGGCAGGAUGCUUCUGAGACAGGCCUUUCAACUGCUUAGUGUUAGUAUGUGCUUGCUUAUGAAAAUGGGGACACUCAUCAGUACGUUAACUACUAAAGGGGAGAUGGUUCUCCAACCACUUCAUAAAAUAUAUAUGUUCUGUUGUUCCUAAGGCUUUGAUAAUAUCCUGUACAGAUUUUGGUUUAGUUUUGCAAAUAUAUUGCUAAUAGGUCACUCUUAUAGAUUAUUGCUUGGCCCUUCAAACUCAGUACACACACACUGAGGCCCUCUGACCUAGUGUUUUAUGGAACUAUUUGCUUUGAGAGAAAAAAAAAAAACGUUUUUUAAACUCUUUGCAUUUUGGAUUUUUUUUCCUAAGAUUUUAGGAUGAAUGUGAAAAAGAUGUUAGAAUAACAGGAAGACAACUCCAGGGCUGAGUUUUAUCAGCAAUUGGGUAUAAAUUUAAAGACCGCUGUUGCAGGAUGGCUCUGAAUUCUGUUGUGUCGUCUUUUAAAAUUUUAAUUAUUCUCAUAUAGUACCGAACAGAAAACUCAGUCUAGUUUUAAUUUGCCUUUUGUGCUCUAAAGAAGCAUUGUACAUACAACACUAGAUCCAGCCCCUCGAUUAUCUGUUUGGUUUCAAAUGAAUGAAAAGAUUUCCUGGUAAGAUCAUUAGAUUUACAGAAUACAAAAAUGUACGGGAUGGAAUAAACCUAGAAAGUGAA